Messenger RNA from Lithohypha guttulata, 2229 nucleotides. RefSeq lists its product as uncharacterized. The record is from RefSeq and is a predicted model, not a curated record. NCBI's taxonomy places the organism in Eukaryota, Fungi, Ascomycota, Eurotiomycetes, Chaetothyriales, Trichomeriaceae. The coding region runs from base 1 to 2229 and encodes 742 amino acids. The transcript has 3 exons.
AUGAUCAAAACGGUCCUCCGACCUGUGAACCCACCACUAACUCGUGGUUAUUCGCAGCCUCGACCACAGUAUCAGCUGCAAGGAUACAUGCCCAAUGGCAUACCAGGUGGUGGUCCAGCUGCACAACCCUUACAACCGAACAACGGCCGCAUAAUUCAGAAUGGUCCUGUGCGAGUCCUGUGUAUCGCAGAUGUGAGAGGUGACCUACGAUCUCUCAAUGAGCUUGCAAAGACUGCCAACGCGAACUAUAUACUCCAUACUGGCGAUUUCGGCUUCUACGAUGACUCUUCUCUAGAACGUAUAGCUGAGAAGACUCUGAAACACGUUGCACAAUAUUCGCCGCUCAUCUCCAAUUCUAUCAAGCAGCAGAUAGCAAACGUACCUGUCGGUCGGCCUGUCAAGCCCUCUUCCUCUCCUACCGAUCUUCCUCUUUCGCAGCUGCCCGACCUCCUUGCAAACAAGUUCCGCCUGGACGUGCCUGUCUACACGGUAUGGGGUGCUUGUGAGGAUGUUCGGGUGCUAGAAAAGUUUCGAUCCGGUGAAUACAAGAUUGAGAACCUGCACAUUAUUGAUGAGGUCAAUUCAAGAUUGCUGGAUAUUGGCGGUGUAAAGCUUCGACUUCUCGGUCUUGGUGGUGCUGUGGUUAUUCACAAGCUCUUCGACAACGGUGAAGGUAAGACAUAUAUAGCCGGCGGCCAAGGCACCAUGUGGACUACCUUGCUGCAAAUUGGAGCUCUCAUCGACACGGCAAGCAGAGUUUACGACCCAUCAGAGACACGAAUCUUCCUCACUCAUGCUUCGCCAGCCAGAGAUGGUAUCCUUAACCAGCUCUCUGUGACACUCAAAGCAGACUUCUCGAUAUCCGCUGGCCUUCACUUCAGAUAUGGGAGCUCCUACAACGAAUUCAGUGUCAAUCCCUCUCUAGACCACUACCGAGGAAAAUUGGCUGCGUCCAAGGCUUCUUUCAACGACGUCUGGGAAACUGUGAAGAUGGAUGUCGAGCAGGCCAUCUCAACCAACGAGAGCCAUAAGUCAUUGUUGAACAGCGCGUUAGAAAUCGUUGAGAAGAUGCCUAGUGUUGCUAAUGGUGGCAAUCCCUUCGGUGGACCUGUAGGUGGUGUUGCUGGUGCUGGUCAGGUUGAUGAAAGUGCUUUCAAAAACAUGUGGAACUUCAACCUUGCCGAUGCAGCCUUUGGCUAUCUUGUCCUGGAAGUCGACGGUGGUCGUAUCGGUACAGAAAUGAGAGCACAAGGCUUCAACUUCGCCCAUAGGGGUGCCAAACCUAUGGCUGCACAACCAAUUCCGCAACAAACCUCGAAUGCCCCAGCAGCUGCAACAGGUACGUCUGCCUCUGUACCGACUGGGCCAGCGCAGACCAGAACUCCUGCGUUCCAACCACCUUCUCAGCCGUUCCCGCAACAGAACCCACCUGCUCCUCAGUCUCGAGCGCAGGCACCGCCAGCACGGCCAGCCUCUACGACACAGCAGAGUCAAGCACCUGCAAAGGCUCCCACUUCCAACUCGCCAGCCCCUCCUUCAACACAGAAUAAGCCAUUGACCCCUCAACCAUCUUCCUCGAACGUACCAACCACGUCAUCUCUUGCCCCAAAGCCAGGUACCCCGUCUGGUACUAAUGGCACUGUAUCUGCGAAAUUGAGUGAUGGUGAAGCCGGAAGACCCAAGCCUGCCACACCUCCUGUUGAUCGAGCUCCCACAACUAGUCUAUAUGUCAUGUUUGCAGACAGCGAGCAGCAAGCACGAGAUUGCAUUGCCGAGCAAGAUCGACCUAAGAUCAAAACUGUUGCUAAACUUGGGAACAAGUACAACAACUUCACCAUCUCAUUCGAGACUCACGAGAUCGCUGAGGAGGCAUUGAAACGAGCGUCUGAGCAAUCUCGAAGUGUCAAAAAUGCGCAAGGCAAGAAUCCACGAAUCGAGUGGUUCCGUGAAAGAAGCGGUCCCUUCCACCAACGCGAUAGCAGUGGUUCCAAUGUGCCGUCGCGAGGUGGCAGUGCUUCAGCCGGUCCAGCUACGAGAGGUGGCUACACUAGUGGCGGAGCAAGUGACAGCGAAGGUGGACGAGGCAGAGGUGGCUUCUCUCGAGGACGAGGACGUGGCGAUCGAGGACGGGGUCGAGGAAUGGCUGCUGGACGUGGUAGUUUCCAGGCCAAAGGCGACGACUCCAAACCUGCUGAUGCAAAACCUCAGCCAGUAAAGGAUUCGUCUUAG